CAAGGUCCCGAGGUUCACAGACACGUCUGAGAAGGGCCCCACAUCAAAUUAAUCUUUACGACGCGUUUCUCUCAAGCGUCCCACCAAGUAUCAAACUAGAGCCGAACGGGAUACCUAUGACUUUGUAACCAUAUGUCCAUGUUGUUUCUAACGGUAUCGAUGAAAUCCAUCGUAAGCUUGUCGUACCAACAUAUUUGCAUAUAGCAUGUCAAUGUCCCGGAACCGGGAUAUUAGAGGCUUCUUCGGCAAAAGUGCCAGCCGUAGUAACUCUGAAUCCCAGCCGGCCUCCUUGUCAGAACCGGCCCGGGAUCUGCAAUAUUCAUUCUCAUCCUCUAGGACACCUCCGAAACCCAUUCCGAAGCUACGUGAUCGGGCCGAUGAAAUUAAAGGGUCCGACGAUGAGGGCGGCGACUCGGACGACUCAUUGGAGUCCAUAUCUGCAUUCAUCCAACGGAAAAAAGGUCCUGCGCCUUACGAAAGAGACUCAAAUCUAACCUCCACGCCUAGGGCGAAGAGGAUAGCCCCUAAUCCAGCUUCUCUACUGAAAUCACCAUUGACGAUACAGCCUAAACAUAAAUUUGACCUCAAGUACUUAAUCAACCAUGCUCGGCAGUCUGACCGGGCAGAUGAGAGUGCUAGAAUAGCAGAUGAGCUCAUCAACCAGAGCGAAGAAGAUGAUGAGAACGGUCAAAUUCUAACAGAAGUGCAAAAUGACCCAACGCUGUUGCAAAAGACAGCUAAGGAACUUCUUAAGGAUGACGAGGAGGACGCCAAAGGUGACAAAUUGAUGAGGGCUAUGAACCGUACUAAAGUCGACGGGUCUCAGCGACUAUACUAUUUCUUUAGUCUCGAACAGCCCCUAUUCAAACCUCCUAGGAGUCCAUUCCCGCAAAAGGCGGCAAAGGGGUGUUGGGGAUGUCUCGCUAACUCGCGAACGCGAGAUCAAGCCGUCAUUCUCGGCUUACCCCAUGCUAUCGCCUCCAAGGGUAGGGCACUCCCGGAUGAACUUUUCCUAUGGAUCCUUGACGAGGUCUGCGCCGAGAGGAACGCCCAGCUGCGCAUACAGUACCGCAACCUUGUGGCUCUGUGUCCUGAUAGCAUCAAACGUCUCGUCACUGAGAAGCGACUAUACUCUAUGCUCGAAAGAUUAGGUGGGCCAAAGUACUCUCGCGGCCAAAAUAACUCUAAGCUUGAGAGUUUGCCCAAAGUGGAAGAUCCGUAUCCUCGAAAAGAUUGGUCAGGUCUGGUGACUUUCCUUGAACUAUUAGAGCGCGUAGCCCCGAACAUGAGUACGCAGAAUGUAAUAGGGGCUAUUAAACUGCUACUACGGAUGGGACUCGAUCCCCUUGUGAGUACGACGGUUCGUUCUGAGCAUGCCGCAGCGAUGGAAGCUCUCGUCACGGCAUUAUCGAAGUUGAGUACAUCCCAAUGGAACGAAACUUGCGAGACAAUAUCUUCUUAUCUAUACGAGAGCGUAGACGAGCCUAUGCAUCAGGCCGUCCCUAUCAGCCAUAUGCCUAAAACUACCGCCAAGCUCCUCGACCUAUGCCGGCGCAUGGCGGCCGUGGUGCUCUUCGAGGACCGGGAGCUGGGUAGUAGACCAGUCGACGAAAAUUUAGCGCUUGCUCGUGUCAUAGAUCGGCUUGACUCGAGUGAUUUCCGUGUCGGGGCAUCUACCAACUUCGAGGACCUACGGGCGCUAAUAACGCUUCUAGACAUCGUCAUCGGCAACGCGGGCUUUAUUAUGCAGCAGCACUCGGGAAGUAGUACGGAGGACGCAGCUCGCAAGUUCGAUGCCGACAUCGAUGUCCUAACGUUUAAGCUUAAAGUGAUACAUGAUAAGAUUCACGAUAGCACUCUACUCUCCCGGAAGGUCGCCAAGGCAUCCAUCGACUUGGUAGCUAAGCGAUUAACAUACGCGGUGCGCACGCGGCCGCCACCUAAGACAAGUAUCUUCGACUCAGAACCCAGAGAGGACGCCAAUAUACCCAAACAGCGGGCAUUCAUGAAGAACUGGGCUCAGAAGAAGGCGGAGCGGAACAAUGCUGCCGCUGCGGUGAGCUAAUAUGAAAGAGGAAACGGAUGACAGUAUGGCAUGAGUGUUGUACGACUAGCUAUUGGUAAUAUAGAGGAUAAAUUGGUGUUUUAUUGAUGCCGACGUUCCUGCAACGCCUUAUGAUAUACAGCAAGCAGCCUUCUAGUGAGCACCAUCAAUAAAUAAUAGCACGGCUCUAGAUUCCGUGCCCAAAACGCGACUGACUAUUCCUUAUAAAAAAAACCCCUCUAGACGGGAAGAAUAGUAUAACGCUACCUAAGCAUAAUACUCUGCCCGUCCCCUUCUCUGCUUUGCCGACGUCCAGCGUUAUUGACAUGUGUUUUGUGUUAGCGCUCAUGAGUGAAGUUAAACAUCGAUGCGAGGUUCUCUGCUUAAUCGUAGAACUUGCGGUUGGGGUUCUUGCCGAACAGCGCCUCUCGCACGGCGGGGAGGGCACUGCUUUGUAGGAGUAGCAGUCUCUGGUCAAAGGUGUUGUUGAUCUCGAUCUUGCCCUGGCCACCUACAAUAAAUAGUCCGCCGGAGCUAUAUGUGAUAAUUCGUCGUCAGCGUGCCAUCUCAUCUUACACUGGUUUCACCGAACCCUCUGAUUCAGACAGUGACAGCACAACUCACCUUUCCUCGGGUAACGGGUUAUC
Molecule: messenger RNA, 2691 nt
Organism: Daldinia vernicosa
Lineage: Eukaryota; Fungi; Ascomycota; Sordariomycetes; Xylariales; Hypoxylaceae
Exons: 2
Coding region: 206-2065 (619 amino acids)
Source: RefSeq, a predicted model, not a curated record